AUGGAACUUCUUGGUGUAGCUGGUGGAAUCGCUUCAAUUGCGGGUCUGGCUCUCCAGGUGGGUGCAGGUGCCAUGAAAAGAGAACGUACAUGCACCAUAACCAUCAAAAACAGCAGCAGAGUCUUCACACUUGUCAAUCCCAAAGUCUGGAUGUACAGUGGCCGCAGUAAAACACUUCCUGCGCCCACAGUGGACACCGAAACAGAAGAGGAGUGUGACAUCUCUAAGAAAGCAAACACCCCCGCAGGGGCUGUGGGUGUAUUGACUUACGAACUACACAACAAGAACAUGCAACGUUCCAACAAGUUAAUAGCUGUCAUGUUCUCUGUUCCUUUUGACAAUAAUUUAUUUGCCAACUGGUUUGCGGUGGGUGUUUUUGAAAACACUCAACUAUGUGACAAGAAACUUUUCAAUCUCAUGUACUACGAGUAUAGCUCCAAGUUCAGUCGUGCCAAGGCCAAAGAGUCUAUUAGAAUGCACACAAAUGACCCCAUUAAGAUCAGGGCUACCAUGAGCGAUGCCGGUACAGCUGUUGUUAAGCUGGAGCUUCUUGACACGUGUUAA
Chanos chanos (milkfish) is the source of this 564-nucleotide messenger RNA. Its product is annotated as DELTA-thalatoxin-Avl1a-like. Gene Ontology annotation, biological process: pore complex assembly; cytolysis in another organism; monoatomic cation transport. NCBI's taxonomy places the organism in Eukaryota, Metazoa, Chordata, Actinopteri, Gonorynchiformes, Chanidae. The coding region runs from base 1 to 564 and encodes 187 amino acids. The transcript has 2 exons. Gene Ontology annotation, cellular component: pore complex. Gene Ontology annotation, molecular function: channel activity. The record is from RefSeq and is a predicted model, not a curated record.